UCGACUAGCGAGUGUACGGAGUGAACGAAACAAUCGCUAAACGACUUGACAGAUGGUAGUUGGCGAUAGAAGUGAUAGAAGUGAUAGGCCGUGAUAGACACAAGAUAUGUGCACACACGCGAAAGUGCAAUGCAAGCCGCGCCGACCGCGGGAAUGAUGAGUGCAUACAAAUAACGGCCGUGCUGCUGCUGCCCCCCGUUUUUUUAUACCCCGACGCGCGCCCGGUGGUCGGCGGCCCUCGCACGAUAAUGUCCACGGAGAGCGACGAGAUGGACAUCCACCAGGAGCUGCGCAACAUCGAGAGCGUCAUCAAUCUGACGCGGCGCAACGUCGACGACCUGAACGCGCGCUUCGUCGACUUCCAGCAGCCGCCGGCGAUGUACCUCAAAGAGUACGACGACCUCACCAUGAAGCUGCACGAGCUGGAGGCGCAGAAACAGACACUGCUGGAGCGCGUCAACGGCGCCGACGAGGAGCAGCAGCCGGCGGCACCGCAACGGCGCGGAGGACACACCGACACGCUCACCAGGCCUAAGUUCCUGCGAGCGCACCUGCCCAAUCAACAGCGCAGCAGCGUGCCGGUGCGCGAGGGCCAGACGCUCCGGGAGGCGCUCGCCAAAGCCAUGAAACUACGCAAUCUCUACUACGAGAUGUGCGUAUGCGUGUAUGCGGGCGACACCGAGGAGAUCAUCAACUGGGAUGUAGACAUCAGCACGAUCGAGUGUGAUGAAAUCACGGUGAAAAUAUUGGACAAGUUUCCGAUACCGAUUAGUAUUUCGCAUAAUUUCGUGCGGAAAACGUUUUUCUCGCUGGUAUUCUGCGAGUCCUGCAAGCGGCUGUUGUUUCAAGGGUUCCAAUGUCGUACGUGUGGCUACAAAUUUCAUCAGAGAUGUGCCAAUGGUGUUCCUUCAUUGUGCCAUCAUGUGAGGCGAGCUGAUGACUACUACAGAGCACUACUAGCGCGCCCUGCUGAAACAUCAGCGGGAAUCUUACAUCCGGGCCAAGCAGGCCUCGAGUUAGGCGGACAUCCAACCGCGUGUAGAACAGGAACACUAGGACAUCAAGAUCGUUCGAAUUCGGCGCCCAAUGUGUGUAUAAAUAGCGUAAAAACCUCCGGAGAUGAUUGUCCACGUUCACUAUCACUGAAUCGCGGUGGUUUGCCCGACGAUGAGCAUGCACAGUUAUUUAUAAGCACACAACCAUCGCCAACGAGCUCGGUGCUGCCGCGUAGGCCACGUGCGCGUUCAGCGGACGAGAGCAAACCUCUACUUGCGCCACGUGAGAGCAUCGAAGACUGGGAGAUACCCGCCGAUGAGAUAAUCGUCGGCGGACGUGUGGGUUCUGGUAGUUUUGGUACUGUCUACAAAGCGCGCUGGCAUGGCCCGGUGGCUGUAAAAACUCUCCGCGUGAAAAUCCCGACGAUUGCGCAGCUACAAGCGUUCAAAAACGAGGUGGCUGUGCUGCGGAAGACGCGGCACGUCAAUAUCCUACUCUUUAUGGGCUGUGUUUCCAAGCCGACCUUAGCGAUUGUUACACAAUGGUGCGACAGCUCCAGUCUGUACAAGCAUCUGCAUAUUUUCGAGUCCAAGUUUGAACUGUUGACGCUCAUUGAGAUCAGCCGGCAGACAGCGCAGGGUAUGGAUUACCUGCAUGCGAAAAACAUCAUUCACCGCGAUUUGAAAUCGAAUAAUAUCUUUCUGCACGAUGAUCUGACGGUGAAAAUCGGUGAUUUUGGACUGGCGACGGCGAAGACGCGUUGGUCGGGUAGUCAACAGUUUCAUCAACCCACAGGUUCGAUUCUUUGGAUGGCGCCUGAAGUAAUUCGGAUGCAGGAAGACAAUCCGUAUAGUUUUCAGUCGGACGUUUACGCUUUCGGCAUUGUGCUGUUCGAAAUGCUCGCUAUGCAACUGCCCUAUGGACACAUCAACAACAAGGAUCAGAUUCUGUACAUGGUUGGUCGCGGUUAUGUCUCGCCGGAUUUGAAAAAGUUGCGUAAGGAUGCGACGAAAGGACUGCGCUUACUGUUAGAGAGAUGUAUUCGGUUUGUGCGCGACGAACGGCCGCAAUUCAGUGAGAUACGCGCCUCGCUGGAGGAGCAGCUGCGCUGCCUGCCGAAGAUCCAUCGGUCCACGUCCGAGCCGAAUCUCAAUCGCACGCAGCUGCAGUCGGACGAGUUCUACUAUGCGUGCGCCAGCCCCAAAACCCCAGUCAAUUUCGGGCCGGCCAACAAUUUCCUCUUUUAUUCGCCCGGCACGACCAUUUAAGCAGGCAAACGAACGUUCUCGUCGUUGAAACGAAUCGAAACAAACAAAUAAAGUGCGAUUCCGUACGGUCUAUGCCGAUAUUCGUCGAGUAUCGGAUAUUAUUUUAACGAUUGCCACACUCCAAGCAGGAUUUCGAACGUUAUUUAUUUUAAUUUAUGAUUACAUUCGAACGGAAACGAAAGUCAAACGAAACGAUACACUUGCUUUCGAUGAUGAUGAUGAUAAUUCUACGCUACAUUUUUGUAUUAAGCACGUUAUUAUCGGUUUUGUUUGGUCAUAAUUGUGAUUGAGUGUGAAUAUUUAUGCCUUGGAAGAGAUGAUCAAGCUUGAUGAUUUUCUGGCGCGUAAAUGAUUGUCAUGUAAAGUAAUAUACAUAUACUGGAAGA
Molecule: messenger RNA, 2650 nt
Organism: Dalotia coriaria
Lineage: Eukaryota; Metazoa; Arthropoda; Insecta; Coleoptera; Staphylinidae
Product: raf homolog serine/threonine-protein kinase Raf-like
Exons: 2
Coding region: 249-2264 (671 amino acids)
Biological process (GO): Ras protein signal transduction; protein phosphorylation
Cellular component (GO): cytoplasm
Molecular function (GO): ATP binding; protein kinase activity
Source: RefSeq, a predicted model, not a curated record